Molecule: messenger RNA, 2058 nt
Organism: Engraulis encrasicolus (European anchovy)
Lineage: Eukaryota; Metazoa; Chordata; Actinopteri; Clupeiformes; Engraulidae
Product: lebercilin-like protein
Exons: 10
Coding region: 110-1819 (569 amino acids)
Biological process (GO): intraciliary transport
Cellular component (GO): axoneme
Source: RefSeq, a predicted model, not a curated record
ACGCAAAACGUGUUACCAUGGUGACCAACUCUAGUCCAAAACUUUGAGCGUCUUUCUCAUUCUUUCUCAACAAUGUCGCGGAAACAACGCUAAGUGCAAAGAUAGCCAGAUGUCUUCUGAAAAAUCUGAUGACUCUCAAGACGAGGGUGGACAAGGGGAUGGCCGCUCUUUCAGCGGGUCUGACAGGUCUUUCGAUGGAUCCACCGCGUCCAACAAGAGCAGAGACUGCAGCCCAGCAAGGUCUGAAGACUACUACUCAUAUUCAUAUCAUUCCAAUGAUGAAAAGGAAACACCAUACAUGCUUUGCAAAUCACACUUUUCGACGGCAAAGAAACCUCUAAAGAAAACCACAAGUUUUUACAAAGGCCAAAGAAGGCCCACUGGGCAACAUCCCCAUCUGAAGAAGUGCCUCAAAGCUGGCCGAAAAGCCCCCCUCUUCCCCCCAAUCAAGCCCCUGAAUGGCGUGGGCCAGCGAAUCGCGUCGGCCCGCGAGCACCGUAUCAAGGAGCUGAGCAACCAGGUGUGGGAGCUACAGCAGCAGCUGAAUGGCGCCUGGCAGGAGAACCGGCUGCUGCGGCGUGUGCAGAGCCGCCACACGGUGGCGCUACAGCAGUUCCAGGACUCCCAAAGCGGCCUGCCCCAGAUCCUGGCAAAGCAUGGCAACGAGGUGCAGUCCCUGCAGGGGCAGCUGCGCAAGACGCGGGAGCAGAGGAACGCACUGUCGCGCAGGCUGACGCGCAUGGAGACGCUCCUGCAGCAGGCCUCCGAGGAGCUUCAGCGUCUCCAGACACUGUGCAGCCGGCGCCACCUAGGGGAGAGAGAGGAACUCACGCUGCAGCUCAGGAAACUACAGCUGGAGUUGGAGAUCAAGAACAAGAGGAUACUGGACCUGGAGAGGAAUCGGGAGUUAAGUAAUGCCUCCUUCAGUCGCCACUUGACCACGGAGAUGCGUAAGACGGUGGAGGCGCGAGAUCUGUCCAGUUUACUGCAGGAGCAGAUCGAUCACCUCAGCCUGAAGAUCAAGGAGCGGGAGCGGGAGCUGGAGAAUCAAAAUAUCUACGCACACAGAUUCCCAAAGUCAAAGAAAGGCAGUAAAGAGACCAAGUGUAUCCAGACUGAUGGCCUGUCUCCACUGCCUCUGGAGGGACCGGCCUUGAAGCUGGAGCUGGAGUACGCCAGCCAAGAGCAUCUGGACCAGGAACUGGACAGGCAGAGAAGCACCAGGAACAAGGAGCUGUGUGCUACGGAUGGCAGCGAGGCGGAGAGAGAGCCAGCCAGUGCAGCGGAGCAGCUGGAUGAGGACAGGCAGCAGCAGGACUGGCCAGCCGGUGCUGGGGCCACUGUGAACACAGCAGAGAGUGUUGAGGAGCUCCCACAGCAGCAGCAGGCUGCAGAUGAAUAUGACAACGCUGACGAGGAUGUUGCAGAGGAUGAUGAGGAUGGAGCUGAGGAAGACGAGGAGUGCAGCACGUCAGGCAGCGAGCCAGUGAGCCUCAGCCAGGCCGAGCCGUCACGCCUCCACCGCCACCACGACCUCGACCUCGACCGCCACCGCGACCAGCACAGCCUCCUGGAAGACCCCAGCCGAUACGACCCCUCAAACCGUUUCAGCAGCACGAUGGCCCGGCCCCGGCGCCAUUACACCUUCAAAGAGACCAUCCAGAACCUGCACCGCGGCCAGCCGGCCUACGGCAUCCAGCAGAACCUGCACCGCGGCCAGCCUUCCUACGGACCCCAGAAGGGCUCCAGAGCACCCAACGGCAACGGCAACGGAAAUGGCCAGUGUAUUUUAUUGAAUCAUUUUAUGCCUGUGGUCUAACGUUUUUAUUCCAUGAUUUCCAAAUUCUGAGCUAGCUAGCCACUCAGCAUACCUUAACCCAGCCUGAUUAUCAUCGACUUUCAAAUCUCGAUUCGAGACCACGCCGCUAAAGGUGUUGCUUCACUAGGAGGGCGUAGCCUGGCUAUCCUUAAUCAUAACACUUGCAACUUUUGUCUUCUUCCUACUCAACUUAUUUAAUUGUUUUAUCUGUUUAAGCACAUUCAGCUGCCUUGAGAUGU